AUCGCUACUCCUUCUUUGCCCCUUACAAUUCCCGCGAUCCGGUCCUGGCACGACGUCCGUCCAUGCCUCUCGUGCGCCGACUCGGAGCAGUCUCGACACCCGAGAACUAAGAUAAAUCACCUUCUCUUACCCGCCGGCAGGCCCCCUCACGGUCAGGCACCAUGAUGCACAACACGAUCCAGCGGGAGAUCCAGAGGGAGAACCGGCGGUGGCUCCUGCUCCGGCUGAUGGAGGAAGGCCGCGUCGACCCGCCGGCUCCUGCUCCCGCUCCAUCUCCGAUCUUCCGUCACCGUGCCAACAUCUUCGUCAGGUGUGCUUUAACCAUGCUGAGCCUGGCGACACUGGCCUCCUUGUUCGUGCUCAAGUACAAGUACCACGACCCCGAGCUGCAGCACCCUCUCCUCAUGGCGCUCUGUGUCUUUCUAGCUCUCUGCUUCAUUCCAGCCGGGUUCCUAUGUACUCAAGACUAAUUGCCUUCUUGUUUGCUUGGAUGGAGGAUUCUUCUUCUUCUUUCAGGCAACAAUUUACUGUUCAGAAAGAUGAACUGUUGACCAAAAAGGCAACAACUCAUUAGACUAGAUAAACUGUUGUUAGUGCAUCACAUUAUCAGCUACGGCAUGUGCGCGCUCUCUUCCUAAGUUUCUGUGCACUUUGGUGCUUGCUUGCUUGCUUACACAAGCUCGUCGACGGCGCGUAGAAUU
This is a messenger RNA of Triticum aestivum (bread wheat), 701 nucleotides long. RefSeq lists its product as uncharacterized. Bases 162 to 470 code for a protein of 102 amino acids. The transcript is spliced from 2 exons. NCBI's taxonomy places the organism in Eukaryota, Viridiplantae, Streptophyta, Magnoliopsida, Poales, Poaceae. The record is from RefSeq and is a predicted model, not a curated record.